Molecule: messenger RNA, 1346 nt
Organism: Bufo bufo (common toad)
Lineage: Eukaryota; Metazoa; Chordata; Amphibia; Anura; Bufonidae
Product: class I histocompatibility antigen, F10 alpha chain-like
Exons: 7
Coding region: 30-1076 (348 amino acids)
Biological process (GO): immune response
Cellular component (GO): external side of plasma membrane
Source: RefSeq, a predicted model, not a curated record
UUUCUUCCUGGUAUAUAUACACACACAGCAUGGAGGGGAUUUACGCUCUCAUCCUGAUAUUUCAUGCCAUAUCCUGGGUGCACGCUGACAGUCACUCCCUUCGCUAUUUUUACACGGGAGUCUCAGCCCCGGGAUCCGGCUUGCCUGAAUUCUCCAUAGUUGGUUACAUGGAUGAUCAGCAAACUGAGUUAUACAAUAGUGAUAUCGGCAAAUGUGUUCCUGUGGCUACGUGGGUGAGGAAGGAGAGACCUGAGCAAUGGUUGAAAAGGACACUGAUUAGUAAAGCAAACGAAGCUUUAUUCAAACAUGAAGUGAAGAUAGUGAUGAAGCGGUUCAACCAUACUGAAGGCUUCCAUUUUGCUCAGGUGAUGCACAGCUGUGAGCUGAAAGAUGACGGCAGCAUUGUAAAUUAUGAGGAGUUCCGAUAUGACGGAAGAGAAUACAUGUACCUGGAUAUAAAGACGGGAUUAUUCAUCUCUACCAUGGCCGAGGCUCAGAUCACCACGCAGAGAUGGAACAGCCCGGAUGUGAGAGCCGGGGAGAGAAUCAGGAAUUACCUAGCGAAUGAAUGCAUUGAUCGGCUGAGGAGAUACGUUGUAUAUGGGAGAGAAGAUCUGGAGCGGAGAGUUCGGCCAGCGGUGAAGGUCACAGGUCGGAAAUCAGAUAAGGUCACAAAGCUUCACUGUCUUGUGUACGGAUUUCACCCCAGAGCUGUGGACGUGAAGUGGAUGAAGAAUGGUAUAGAUGAGGUUCCCUCCUAUGAGACCACACAUGUCCUCCCCAAUCCUGACGGCACCUAUCAGAUCAGGGUCAGUGUGGAAGUGAUCCCCAAAGAGGGCGAGAGUUACUCCUGUUAUGUGGAUCACAGCAGCCUGAAGGAACCACUCCUUGUAAAACUAGAGCCAAAGCAGGACUCCCCCCUGAUGAUGAUCAUCAUCGUGGUCGUGGUCGUGGUCGUUCUUAUAUGUGUCAUUGCUGUGGUAGUUCUAUUCAAAAAAAUAAGGAACAGUUACACAGCGGCCAACACUUCUGACACGCCAGCUGACACCAGUAAUGAAGUUGAUGAGGAAUUAUGAAGAAAAUAAAGUUGCCUGGCUUGAAGGAUGUAGGAUAUCACUAGGGCACAAGGAUAGCUGGACUUGUCUUUUCCCACACGACUAUGACCAUUAUACCAACUUUACAGAAUGUGCUCUAGCGCUUUUCUAACAAACAACACAAAGGUAGUCAACAAUCAAGCCUAUGGAUCAGGAAUAUGGAUUAUUAUUUACUGUCAGCCAUGUUCCCACACCAGCUAUCUGCUUUCAGAUAGCAGAGGUAGUGAACUCCACAGGGGGGGGCCUGCUUCA